AUGCAUGGUACCCGAGGUUCGAAUAAAUCUGAGUCUGAAGAUAUGGAAAAACUAAUAAAAAAGGUUUGCACCAAUUUUGCUAAACAGAUAGAAGAAGGAAUGGACAAAAAACUGAGUAAACUUGACAAUGUUCCUUCUGUUACUAAACCUAUCCAUAGUUUAGACAAGCAGCAAGUUCCAGAACCUCCCAUUUGUUCCAGUAAAACAUCGAUGACUACCACGGAAUCCGAAGAAGGUAAAUCUCAAAGUGACUCAGGUUCAGAUGAAUUGGUUGAUUUCCAUGAAGAACCACACAGAACUCAGUCUGAACUGGAUGACUUGGUAAGAGAUUUACACUUAUCUAAAUCCAAAGGUGAAUUACUAGGUUCACGACUGCAACAAUGGAGGUUACUUGCUCCCAAUACAAGAGUUAGUAUAUAUCGUACGCGAAGUAAAUGA
Molecule: messenger RNA, 438 nt
Organism: Ceutorhynchus assimilis (cabbage seed weevil)
Lineage: Eukaryota; Metazoa; Arthropoda; Insecta; Coleoptera; Curculionidae
Source: the annotation of a GenBank genome assembly